Molecule: messenger RNA, 4727 nt
Organism: Haplochromis burtoni (Burton's mouthbrooder)
Lineage: Eukaryota; Metazoa; Chordata; Actinopteri; Cichliformes; Cichlidae
Gene: micos10
Product: 5-hydroxytryptamine (serotonin) receptor 6
Exons: 6
Coding region: 3116-4450 (444 amino acids)
Biological process (GO): chemical synaptic transmission; G protein-coupled receptor signaling pathway, coupled to cyclic nucleotide second messenger
Cellular component (GO): dendrite; membrane
Molecular function (GO): G protein-coupled serotonin receptor activity; neurotransmitter receptor activity
Source: RefSeq, a predicted model, not a curated record
AAUGAAAUGCAGUCCAGCAUGAGGUUAGCACCCACGAUACACAUGUACUGCAGCAAAGGCAGUAAAAGCAAAGGUGAUUUCUUUAGUUUUUAGCCAAAGACACUUUUAUUCUCCAAGGAUACAGUUUCUACCUCUGCUGUUCACACACACAAACUUUCACAGUGAGUAAAGCACCCAAAACCAGCCCAACCUUUGAGUUCACUUGAAAUCUAUUAAGAAGCCAAAUUGUAGUCCACACCAUAUAAGAAGCUGUGCUUGCUGCCAAUAAGAGAACUUUUGGCUGUUUUACACUUUGCCUGCUGAGGAGUAACAGUGGAACCUUUGUUGUGAUGUUUUGGGUUUGAUAUGUUUGAUAAAGUCUCAAUAUAUAACAUGGUUUUCAUGUUUUGGUACCUUAAUUCUGUGUGUUAGACACAAGUUGUACAGUUUGCAGAUUCAGAGUAUUGCAUACCAGCUAAUGGCACAUCUUUGUUAGUGAGAACACUUUCAAACAUGCCAAGGUGUUUUUUUGUGUAAUGGAUACUAUGUUUGUACGCUGUAUGUUGUCAGAAACUGUAUUUUGUCGUCUUAGGAAAUCAUGUUAGAUGACUUCACGACAGUGUACUGAUUUGUGUCAAAUUAAACUCAGAAAGUUUGCUAUACAUAACAGCGUGCCUGGUUUUGUUUUCUUUUUUCCAAACUUUUUUACUGUACAGCUUGCUGGAUAUUGUAUGGACCAAAGUGACUUGUUUGGGAUAAUCCUUUCUUUACCGCAAGCUGGCGCCAUUCAGUUGUUGGGGUAUAACCUAUCGCGAGGUUUGCAAGAGUUUCAAUGCUGCUUUCAAAGAAAAGACGUUACUUGGCUUUCUUUAGUUUUUUAAAUGUUUCCUCCUUAACAUAAGUUCUGUCAGUAACACCAAGGCGGUAAAGGGUGAAUGUUUAAACCAAUCACUUGUAAAAUCAUAGAAUUUUCAGUGUUGUCGUUUAUUCUUCUGCGUUUAAAUCGUAACCCUAGGGAUAUAUUUCCGACAACACGUGAAAGCAUCACGCAGAGGUGCAUUUGUUAGUUCUAGCCUGCCACAAGCUAAUGUUCAGUAUGUCUGAGAAAGAGCUGGGGAAAAAGUGGGACCGAUGCUUAGCAGACGGUGCCAUUAAAUUAGGCACUGGUCUGGGGUUAGGCAUUGUGUUUUCUGUUCUGUUCUUCAAACGGCACACAUGGCCAAUUUCACUUGGCUCGGGAGCAGGGCUCGGCAUGGCGUAUGCCAAUUGUCAGAAUAACCUGAGGUCACAUUAUAUGCUGCACAGAGGCGAUAAGGAGCAAUAACUGCACGUCACCAAGGGACUGUCUCUUUUUUUUUUCCCAAAGUGUUUGUUUUUGUUUUGAUUAUGGGUGCGUCACCAUUUGCACUGUUCUACAGUCAGACUCUUGUCUCCCUGUUGACAUCCUUCCUUGUAUGACUGUAUGAUUUGUAUAUGCCCUAUAAGGACGGUCUGUGUUUAUUUAAUAAAAUAAUUAUUAAAAAAAGAGUUGUGGGUUAAUAAUAAGCUGUUCCAUACAUGCUUUGUAAGGUAUGUAAUUGUGUACAAAUCAUGUUUAACCAAGUGGUACAAAGAUGAGGAUUGUGUAAUACGUUACAUCAGCUAGAUUAUACUUCAUACACUCUGAGGAGUAAUAAUGACACUUGAGGAGGGGUAGGGGGUUAGGAGUCAAGUGUUAAUGCAGUUUUGAAAAAGGUGCUUGAAGUAAUUUUUCUGAAAACUGUCAGAGAAGAAGGCUGAGGCAGGGAUGUAAAAGCAGUCCUAUAAGGCUAUUCAAAUGUUCCUGUUAGGAAAUGAAGGAUUCUGGGGUUGUCUCGUCAUCUCUGUGCAUUGAGAAUAACAAGAUGACGUAAAGUGGUUAUUGUUAUAUAAUAGGGAAUUUCUUCACUAAUGGUAUAAUGUGUGAGUCAUCCAAAACAAACAAAAAUAUGCUGAAAUAUUACAAUGCAUUACUGAGAAACUGGCAGAUUAAAAUGCAAUCAGUGUUAUCAUUCAAAUACAGCUGAUCCAUGUUUUACGUAUUAUUGGUUUUAAACAGUCAUCUCCCUAUAAAUGAUGGAUCAAUCACAAUCACUGCAAGGUAACUUGUAACUAAGGCUGAUAAUUAAACACUUUGGUGGUGACUGUGGUGGUGGAGUAGUGUCAAAAUAUAUGUAUAUAGUGCAUAUGAGAAAAGAAAAUCAAGGCGUGACGGACAUUUUUAAAAUUGUUAUUCCAGAGUAGUUAAAAACACCAUGUCCAAACAAGGGAGAAAAAAAUCUAAACAAAACACCCACACUAGUUCCUAUGAUUUAGAAUUAGCAUAUCUUGGCUGUGAUUGUGCAUGGUUAUGCAUUAACGGCUCAAUGCUCUGACACGCUCCUUCUCAGUAGCUGUGCGCUCAGGCUGGGAGGCACGCUGGAGUGGCCGACACAGGGAUUAACAGGACCGAGCGUUACAUGGCCGUGAUACCUGUAGAGCACUCGCGAACAGAGCGGUGCUUACAAAUGACUGCUGCACAAUUUUCUGCUGCUUUUUGCUGCCUUGCUGUGUUUCCCAGAAUAAAACGGACUUGUGUAAGGCAGCAGAGCUCAGCAAGGCACAGCAAAGGACUUGCGAGAGACAGAUCCACUUCUGUGAGGUGAGGUAUAAUUUUGAGCAUUGAUCCUUGUUCUCUUCAUCUUCAGUGAGCCUGCUCUCAUAUGCCGAUUCAAGGCUUUUCUGUUUUUGUGCCCUCCUCCGGAGCCUGUCAUCAUUGUGACAUGCUGCUUCGAAACCCUCUUGUCAGCUAUCGAACGGCUCAUUCUGGCUCUUAGCUGUGGAUGAGACAGGGACACUGGCCAGGAUGGAGAGAUGAGUGAAACUGCUGGGGAUUUGGAUCACUAUAUUGGUGGGUGUGGAAGUAAGUCCAGGACACCUGGAUGUAUUUCUGGAUGGAGAUUUUUAUCCAUGGAGAACAGUUCAGUUAACCCUGAUUUCUCAGCACAAGACCUCAGUGGCUUUCCAUUUAACGAUGUCCCUGAAAUGUGAGCUUUUGCUGCAAAGGAGAACUGGUUAAGGUCUGUAACAUCUAGUGCUGCCUGAAGAGCUCGUUCACUGACUUCUGCCAGCAGGUGCCAUGGCUGACUCUCACUUGUCUGGGACCUUAGGGAGCUACAACGGCAGCUCCACCAGCACCAGCGCCUGGAACAUCACCGGCAGCGGCCCUUGGUUGUUAGCUUUUAUGCUGACCAUCAUCAUCCUAAUGACCAUCUGUGGCAACAUGUUGCUCAUUGCGUUGGUGUUUGCCCAUCGCUCUCUGCGCUGCACCUCAAACUGCUUCCUGGUGUCUCUGUUCUUCUCCGAUCUAAUGGUGGCAUUGGUGGUCAUGCCCCCAGCUAUGCUCAACGUUCUGUGCGGGGCCUGGGUGCUGUGGCCUGCGUUUUGCCCGGUUUGGCUUUGCUUUGAUGUGAUGUGCUGCAGCGCGUCCAUCCUGAACCUGUGCUUGAUCAGCCUGGACCGCUACCUCUUCAUCAUCUCGCCCCUGCGCUAUAAGCAGAGGAUGACCCCGCCUCGGGCGUUAAUCCUUGUAGGGGCUGCUUGGGGGCUGGCAGCGUUGGCUUCCUUCCUGCCCAUUCAGAUGAAAUGGCACAGCUUGGGCCACAGGAGCGGACACUCAUCUGUUCUUGGGGUCAGCACUGGGAACAUCAGCUCCUACUCUGACAAACUGUACCCAGAAUCCUACUUUCAGCUGUCACCUUCAGGUGGCCUUUCCUUCCAGUGUCGUCUGCGGGUGACCCUGCCCUUUGCUCUGGUGGCAUCUGUGCUCACCUUCUUUCUGCCCUCCAGUGCCAUUUGUUUCACCUACUGCCGGAUCCUUCUGGUGGCACGCAGGCAGGCAAAGAGGGUGGCGGCGCUGAGCCACCCGCCUCACCCGCACCCUUCUCUCGGAGAACCCUCCCGGCCUCCUUCGCCGGGCAUUCCGUCAGUGAACAGCGAGCGUCGCCUGGCUCACAGGCAGGGUCGGAGGGCACUCAAGGCCAGUCUGACUCUGGGAGUCCUCUUGGGACUCUUCUUCAGUGCUUGGCUGCCUUUCUUCAUCACCAACAUGGCAGAGGCAGUGUGUGAGUGCGUCCCCCUUGCGCUCUUUGACGCCAUAACCUGGCUGGGCUACUGCAACAGUACGAUCAACCCCAUCAUCUACCCGCUGUUCAUGAGAGACUUCAAGCGAGCUCUGGGGAAGCUGUUGCCCUGCUGUUCUUCGCGGUCGCCCCGAAGACCCUCACCGGCGCUCUCGCUCUCUCUGCGUAACUCGGGAGAGCCCAACAUUGCUAGCAAUCCACCCUCACCUCUGGCUUCUGACCCCACGCACCCGCCCGCCACCGCCACUGAUGCUGUCAAUCUGCUGGAUGCCGAGCACGCUGGGCUUGAGUUGCCUCUCCUUCUCCCCAACCAGGUUGACACUUUGGACUGAAUAGUACUUAAAGAUAGCUUAUAGGGUAUAUCAGGGUUUACAGUGGAAAAGCGCGAUAGCUGGUAACAAUCUGACUUAUUCACUGUGAGGCUUGGGCUGAAGAGACAUUGAAAAAGAAUCUAUUUAUUUUAUGCUCACAUUCUGUUAGGUCUACUCGCUCUCAGCCAGUGUCAGGGUCAACAAUAUUUCCAAUUGUCAGUGCCAGUGGAGAAUGCAAUUCUAUAGUAAGCUGUGAAUCACUACUGUGAGAGUCUUAUAGAACAGGACAGGAAAAAAG